Molecule: messenger RNA, 1518 nt
Organism: Dothidotthia symphoricarpi CBS 119687
Lineage: Eukaryota; Fungi; Ascomycota; Dothideomycetes; Pleosporales; Dothidotthiaceae
Exons: 2
Coding region: 323-1495 (390 amino acids)
Source: RefSeq, a predicted model, not a curated record
AGCCAACCGGGGAAUUGAGCGCUCGACGAACAACCCACGCCGUCCCGUCCGUCUCGUGUCCGCACCACUGCCCAACGCGACGUGCCCUCCGCUUGCGCCGACCUCUCCUAUACCACACCCACGCCCACACCCACAUCCAUCACCCAUUGCCUGCAUCCCGCGUGAGACGGCACCCAACCCAACGUCGCCUGCGCCAGCCACCCUGUCCAUUCCAUCCCCAGCACGUCCCUGUCCCUCGACGGCAGCGUCCCUUCCACACGACGCCCCCAGUGCAGCCUGAAGCCGUGCCAUUGCGCAUUCCCGCCCACCCACUCGCACCAACAUGGCCACCGAGACGACAUCGCGGACGCUUGACCGCCACACGCGCAAGCGCCCCUUUGCCGGCUGGAUGAAGCGCCUCGCCAACCUCAAGCCCUCGUCGUCCGACUCGCCCAGCGGCUCCGGCAAGAAGAGCAGCAGCGCCCUCGAGGCCAAGGCGAAGAAGGCCGCCGCGAAGAACUACCCCUACCCCGAGUCGGCCUACGCGACCAACAGCACCCCCGCCCGCCACUCCGUCUCCACCACCAACACGCCGCACUCGCACGAGAGCCUCACCUCGGCCGAGGGGUGCCGCACCGAGCAGAACCGCGCAAAGUCGACAGCCCCCACAGUCGCGACCGUCCCCGAGACCGUCCACUCGAUGCGCUCCAAGGCCGACACGGGCAGCAACUUUGUCGGCGGCAACAGCACCUUCUCGUCGCCCAACGCCUCGGAGCACUCGCUCACCACCACCCUGACCACUAUCCAGUCCACGGCCCCGUCGAAUAUCCUCGCCGCCGCCCAGCCCCAGCCCACCCCGUCAACAGCACCACCCGUGCACUUCUCCCACCAGUUCCCCACCUCACCGCCCCCCUCAGCCAUCCCCCCCCACCUCGCGCCCCAUCAACAACCACACUCCUACCAGGGCGCCACAGCAAACAACAUCCUCACAGACAACGCCUCCAUCCUAACCCUCGCCUCGUCCUCCAAGCGCCGCCGCCGCAACUCCGCAGACACAAACGCCUCGGUCCGCGCCCUAGCCCCCUCCUCCCAAUACGGCGGAAGCCGCGAAUCCCUCCCCCUCAGCAUCCUCUCCGCAACCGCAGACGCAAUCUACUCCCCCUCCACCCGCCCAUCCGGCUUCCCCAACCCAGAGCGCGUAAGCCUCUACUCCGCCUCGGGCGUCACCGCCCCCGUCCUCUCCAGCGAGCGCAACAGCUACUACGCCGCUAAGCAGAACACUAAUGCUGACGGCCUCAGCGUCCGCAGCGGCCUCCUCGGACACGGCCGCACAGAGAGUAUCAGCAGUAUGCGCGCGAAUCCUACUAGUCCGCUCGCGAGCCCGAGGGAUCAACUCGCCCCCGCGAAGAUCAGUAGGCAGAGUCUGGAUUGGACGAGGGAGGCGAGUGAUGGCGAGGAGGAGGUGCUGAGUAGUGGUGUGCCGCUCGAUAAGGGGAAGGCGAGGGUUGCGGCUUGAUCCUUUUUUCUUGGGGGUGGGGG